AUUUCUUCUCUCGUCUUCAUUUGCUACCAACACCUUCUUCCAUCAAUUUGCAGGCAAGGGAUGAAUGUGUUGGUGAAGGCAUUGCAGAGCAGACUCCAGAGUACCCACCCUUCUACCACUGCUCUUUGUUUCUUGCCGUUCAAAAAUGGAGUUUACUUCUGAUCCAGUGGUAGUAUCCAUUAAUUGUAUUCUUCGACAACCUGUUUCAUCCUAUUCUUUAGAAGGUAUCAUUUACAAGGUUCCAGAACCUCUGCGCAGCAUGAACUCAGAAGCUUAUACCCCCACUGCCAUCUCUAUCGGCCCCUUUCACUCCGGUAGAAAAGAUCUUAAGGCUAAUUCACUUAAACCCAUAUACCUUCGACACUUCCUUAAUCUCGCUCACCUCUCUGUGAACACGAUUGUAGAAACGGUCCAGACUUUGGAACAAAGAGCUCGCUGUUGUUACACAGAAUUCAUCGAGAUGAGUAGUGAUGAAUUUGUGGAACUUCUCGUCUUCGAUGCCUGUUUCGUUGUCAUGCAUCUCAUCAGUUGGCAGUACCCAAAUUUGGCUGCCCCAAACGCGGCCAAUUUAUGGCAAUCCUGGAAUGAAAUAUUUCAUGAUCUAAUGCUGCUUGAAAACCAACUUCCCUUCUUCCUUCUCCAGUUUUUAUACAACCUCUUCGGCCCCUCUCAACCUUUACUAGAACAUAAGAGUUUCAUUCAAAUUGUUCAAGAUUAUAUCUCGGUAAACAAAUAUCCAUCUGUGCUUUUUGCUGGUAUCAAACAACUUUCGAUGGAUUACAACUACCACGUGAAUCAUUUUAUUGAUUUAGUAAGAAUGUCUAAAAAUCAUAUAGUUUCCAAUGAAAUGAUGAUCCCAUACACAGUUUGGCCACCGAGUGCCACCGAGCUUCACGAAUGCGGCGUUAUUUUCAAGACUUGGACGCACAUAGAAUUUAAUGACCAAGAUGGGUGUCUACGACUACCGUCAAUCAACAUAGGCAACAAAUUUGAAAAGCAUGUGAGGAACAUUAUAGCUUAUGAGCAGCACCAUAUUGACAUUGAGUUAUGGAACGAUGUGACCAACUUUGCUUUGUUUAUGACGUCGUUGGUCCAGACAGACCAAGACGUGAAAUUGCUGAUUGAGGGAGGGAUCAUAGAGAACUACUUUGGUAGUAUCAAAGAGAUUACCCAAUUAUUCAACAACCUCUGUAAGCACACCUACGUCGGAGUCAACUACUACAGUUCUCAUUGCCAAAAAAUGAAAGAUUAUUGCAAGCACCGUCGCCAUCGUUGGAUGACGUCGUUGCGGCGCAACUAUUUCAGCACGCCAUGGCUCAGUGCUUCCACCAUUGCAGCCAUCCUCCUCCUUGCCCUCACUCUUGUACAGACCAUCCUGGCUCCACCGAAUGUCACCGAACUUCACGAAUGCAGCGUUAUUUUCACGACGGGGUAUGACAUAGAAUUUAAUCAAGGUGGUUGUCUACAACUGCCGCUAAUCAACAUAAACGACGAUUUUGAAAAGCGUGUGAGAAACAUUAUAGCUUAUGAGCAAUGCUAUAUUGACAUUGAGCCAAUGAACUCGGUGACCAACUUUGCUGUGUUUAUGAAGUGCUUGGUCCAAACAGACCAAGACAUGAAACUACUCAUUGAGGGAGGGAUCAUACAGAAUAGCUUUGGUAGUAUCAAAGAGGUUACCCAAUUAUUCAACAACCUCGGUAAGCAUAUCUGCCAUGAAAUCAACUUCUAUGGUUCUGAUUGUAAAAAAAUGAUAGAUUAUUGCAAGCGUCGUCGCCAUCGUUGGAUGACGUCGUUGCUACGCAACUAUUUCAGCAUGUCAUGGCUCUAUGCUUCCUCCAUUGCGGCCAUCUUCCUACUUGCCCUCACUCUUAUAUAG
This is a messenger RNA of Cucurbita pepo subsp. pepo (vegetable marrow), 1876 nucleotides long. NCBI's taxonomy places the organism in Eukaryota, Viridiplantae, Streptophyta, Magnoliopsida, Cucurbitales, Cucurbitaceae. The record is from RefSeq and is a predicted model, not a curated record.